GUCUUUCAGUCGUUUUCCACCUCGUGGGAGCAGAUCAAAACUGCUGAAUCGUUUGCGACAAACCAUUGCACACUUUGUCUUUGUUGCUGUCUUUGGUGCCUGACAACUCGGACGGUCUGCUGGUCGCAAGUUUUUUUUGUUUGAACAAGGAGGACUGAAAGCAACCUCCACCAUGGGAGUUCCGGCGCUCUUUCGAUGGCUCUCUCAAAAGUAUCCCAAAGUCACCUCACAGGUGAUCGAAGAACAACCACGGGAGAUCAAUGGUCAUACCAUUCCGGUGGACGCCUCUAAAGUCAAUCCGAACGGGGUGGAGUUUGAUAAUCUAUACUUGGAUAUGAAUGGUAUCAUCCAUCCUUGUUGCCAUCCUGAGGGUAAACCGGCACCCGCGACAGAAGAGGAGAUGUUUGUCGAGAUUUUCAAAUAUAUUGAUCGCAUCAUGGCUAUGAUAAGGCCAAGGAAGGUCCUUUACAUGGCAAUUGAUGGGGUGGCUCCGCGAGCGAAAAUGAAUCAACAGCGAUCUCGGCGUUUUCGCGCCGCACAAGAGGCACAAAUCCAACAAGAGGAGGAGGAAAGAAUAAGAAAGGAAUGGGAAGCCGCUGGUGACAAAAUGCCAGAGACCGAAAAGAAACAACAUUUCGAUUCAAAUUGUAUUACUCCUGGAACCCCGUUUAUGACGAACCUGGCAGUGGCUCUGCGAUAUUACAUAGCAGAUCGCUUAAAUACGGAUCCUGGAUGGAGAAACCUCAAAGUGAUCUUAUCUGAUGCUAGUGUACCUGGUGAAGGAGAGCAUAAGAUCAUGGAUUAUAUACGAAGGCAACGGGGCCAGACUGGCUACGAUCCCAACACCCACCACGUUUUGUAUGGUCUGGACGCUGAUUUGAUCAUGCUUGCUCUUGCAACACAUGAACCAAAUUUCCAAAUUCUGCGAGAGGAUGUGUUCUUUAAUGAUGCGAAAGAUCGGGGAUGUUUCAUCUGCGGUCAGACAGGGCAUCAGGCUAAUGAAUGCACAGGAAAGAAAAAAGAGAAGAUUGGCGAAUUUGAUGAGAAAGGAAAAGUCGCUGAACAAAAGCCUUUCGUGUUCUUACAUGUGAGCGUUCUACGUGAAUACUUAGAAAUAGAAUUGAAAUCUCCAGAUCUUCCAUUCGCAUGGGACCUUGAGAGAGCUAUCGAUGAUUGGGUUUUCCUCUGCUUCUUUGUUGGGAAUGAUUUCCUCCCUCAUUUACCCUCACUGGAGAUCCGUGAAGGUGCAAUCGAUAGACUAAUAGAACUGUGGAGAAAGAAUCUACCAAAAUGGGGAAGUUAUCUGACGAAUAGUGGGGACAUUGACCUUCAGAGAGUAGAAUUGAUGAUGGAUGACCUGGGAAAGGUUGAGGACGAUAUUUUUAGAGAACGUCGUCAUAUCGAGGAACGGAGGAGGGAGGGAAGGAACCGUCGUAAUAGGGAGCGGGAGGAAGCCGAAAGGCGGAGAUAUGAGCGCAUGGACGCACCACCAGCCAUUGUCACUGAAACACCUCCAGAUUAUUUACUGGAAACCUUGCAGAGUGGACGGAAACCUGAGCCCCCUGUGAUCCCCAGUCGGGAUGCAAACAAGGCUGCAGCAGAAGCUUUGAAGAUUGCUUUGACUGGAGCAGGUCAGGAUGUCACAGGCAAUCCAGCUAUUGAAACACAUGCAGGAGUCAAAAGGAAAGCGGAUUCCAUUGAGAAUGAGGCUACGGAUGCUGUUUUUCCAGUUUCCACUGAAGUUCAGGACAUAUCUGAUUCAGAGGAGGAUGUCACGGAGUCAAAAAUUGAUGAUGAAAACGGUGCGGUGGAUGGGGAGGGUUCAGAUGAAACGCCGGAGGUGGAGGAAGAAGUAGAGGAGACAAUGACUGUCGCAGAUGUGCCAAUUCCACACGAACCUCCGACGCACAAGCCAGCUGGAGAGGAAGAGGAACCCUAUGACGAUGUUCGACUAUGGGAAUCGGGGUGGAAACAGCGGUAUUAUAAAAACAAAUUUGACGUAGAAGUGACGGACGUCGCUUUCCGUCGAAGAGUGGUGACUUCGUACGUUGAGGGGUUAUGCUGGGUUUUGAAGUAUUACUAUCAAGGCUGCCAAUCUUGGAAAUGGUAUUUCCCGUACCACUACGCUCCAUUUGCCUCGGACUUCGAUUUCAUUGGAGAGCUCAAUAUCGUCUUCGAGCUCGGCACACCCUUUCGACCGGUUGAACAACUUAUGGGGGUCUUGCCUGCUUACAGUAGACAGCACAUUCCGCCCGCCUUCCAACCGUUGAUGACCGAUUCCGAUUCGCCAAUCAUUGAUUUUUAUCCGGAAAAAUUCCCGAUUGACUUGAACGGAAAAAAGUUUGCGUGGCAAGGCGUCGCUCUCCUGCCCUUCAUCGAUGAGAAUAGGCUGCUGCAAGCGCUAGAAACAAGGUAUCACCUAUUGACCGAAGAGGAAGUGCAGCGUAACUCAAAAGGGGAUGAAGUCCUCGUGGUCGGAGGUAGUCAUGGUCUGUUUGAACCAUUCUGUUCUCUUUACGGUAGACAAGCGGAGCAAACGCCAAUUCCAAUUGAUGCGAGGCUCAGCCAGAAGUUUUUUGGUUCCGUUUUGCCAGACCCCAACGCCUGCUUACCUGGGAGCACCUUCGAAUCACCUCUCUCUGCCUAUGGUCUGGACGAUAUCAGUAACAAUCACUCAAUUAGCGUACUGUAUUACAUGCCCGAAGUAGCACCUGGCCAUAUUUUCAAGGCUGAAUUGUUACCAGGGGCACAAUUUCCUAGUCCAGUCCUUGAUGCUAAUGACGCAUAUGCGGUUCGUAUGGGUUACAACGGUCGUCGUGGUCGUGGUCGUGGUCGAGGGGGUGCGGCCGGUCGUUUCAUCAGACACGGUAUGGGGGCAGGCAACACUUUUGGCCGACAGGGCUACGAUAACGGCGCCCAAAGCUAUGAUGGGCGACGCAAUGAUUAUCAGCAUGACAAUAAGCGAUCGCGCUACGAUUCCCGAAAUCAACACUCGGGAACCGGACUUCCGUAUAUGGGUGGCGGCGGAUAUGAACCGUAUUCAAGUGGUAGCGGCGAAUAUCAACAAGGAGGGAACCAACAGUAUGGAAGCUAUCAAGCACAAGCAUCGUACGGAGGAGGAUAUAUUCCUAAUGCGAACUCUGGUUACCAACAGAACCGAGGUUACCAAGGUGGAUACACUGGUUCAGCCGUUGCACCGCCCGGAGUGACAUCAUGGAACCAAACCCCCGCUAGCAAUCAGGCCGGUUAUAACAGAUCAGGUUAUGGUCCACCCGGAGCGGCGGGCAGUGAGAGUGGUGGGAGACCUCACGCUGGGAAUCUUGGCUGGAGUCGCAAUGUCUCGGCCAAUCGUGGGUCUUCGCGAGGGUCGGGGGGAUAUGGAGGCAAAUUUCGAGGCGCCAAUCGUCGACGUGCUAACGAAAGCCAGGGUAGAGAUUUUAAACCAUACUGAGCUCGCAACCUUGUAGCAUUCCAUGUAUUUUUUUCUUUUGUAGCAGACUAGUUUCUUUCAUUUCAUCUUGUUUGUGAUAACAUUUAUUGUAAGAAAGAUGCCAUGGUUUCUUGUUGUUAGACCGCCAAUUACCGAGACCAGGGAAUGAAU
This is a messenger RNA of Spizellomyces punctatus DAOM BR117, 3601 nucleotides long. RefSeq lists its product as uncharacterized. The transcript is spliced from 13 exons. NCBI's taxonomy places the organism in Eukaryota, Fungi, Chytridiomycota, Chytridiomycetes, Spizellomycetales, Spizellomycetaceae. Gene Ontology annotation, biological process: nuclear-transcribed mRNA catabolic process. Gene Ontology annotation, cellular component: nucleus. The record is from RefSeq and is a predicted model, not a curated record. Gene Ontology annotation, molecular function: zinc ion binding; 5'-3' RNA exonuclease activity; RNA binding. The coding region runs from base 173 to 3451 and encodes 1092 amino acids.